GCUAAAAUGCGAAUUCAAGCCCAGAUUAGGCCAGCAAGUUAACACCAAGUUUUCCUCCUCUUAAAUAAUUGUUUUGGAAGUCCUAGAGACCGAACACCCAAUUCUUCUCUGUACUUAUGGUAGUUCAAGAGUUAACUUCACUCUUGUUAAAUGAAACUAAUCUCUGUGUCAGCUCAAAGCUUAAGCAGCUUUGCCUGUUUCCACAUUCUGGUGUGUCACACCCUUCUCCAAAGAACAAAACAGCAAGUUUCCUCAAAAUCGCUAGUACAUACAGGAUGAGUUCACUUCACAGAUCUGACACGCUAAGCAUUUCUUCACUAUAAGGAGGAUUAAGCAGCAAUGGAGAAGCUAAAAUGCAUAUUUUAAAAACUGAGUUUUGAUUACUGCUACAAUGACAACUAUACUCUUAUUAAUAAGUGGACUGCUCUUCAUAUCCUCCUGCUUAUCCCAGAAAGACAGAAAAUGUAACAACAGUAGCCUGGAAUGUCAAGGUAACAAACUGCACCCCAUCAGGACCUUCCACGGCUCGCCACAAGGUGCUUAUGAAAAAAUACCUCAUUCUGCCAUAGAAGGCGCAACAAGGACCAAUCACAACCAAGAAAACAACUGUUCUGUGAAGAGGUCCUACGUUUCAGUACUGAAAGUACGCAACACCACGUUGGAGUACCUUACCAGCCCUCUGAGUGUAAAGCUGAUUCCAGCUCUAUACAUAACUGUUGUUUUAAUAGGAGUGCCAGCAAAUGCCUUCGUACUAUGGACGCUGUUUUUCAGAAUCAGGUCAGCCCGGAUUGCUAUAUUCUACACAAACUUAGCCAUUUCGGAUUUCCUCUUCUGUAUCAUGCUGCCGUUCAAAAUUUCGUAUCACCUCAGAGGCAACAACUGGAUAUUUGGAGAACCAAUGUGUCGAAUCAUGACAGCCAUCUUCUAUGGCAAUAUGUAUUGUUCCACGCUCUUCCUCACCUGCAUCAGUAUCAGCCGUUAUGUGGCCAUUGUUUAUCCAUUUACUUACAGGGCUCUGCCCAAGCAGCCCUUAGCAACAGUAGCAUGUGGGGCAGUAUGGACAGUUGUUUUCUUAUACAUGCUGCCUCUGAUCAUAGCGAAGCAAAGCUAUAAUCUGGAUCAGCUAAAUAUCUUUACCUGCCACGAUGUCAGCAAUACCUGCGAAACUCCAUCAUCCUUCCAAUACUAUUACUUCAUCUCGCUGGCAGUAUUUGGAUUUGUGAUUCCAUUCUGUGUUGUUAUUUUUUGUUAUGUUUCAAUUAUCCGAACCCUCAAAUCUUAUGAUCAGAAGUGGCUGUGGUACAUCAAAAUCACUCUUCUCAUCCUCAGCAUUUUCGCUGUCUGCUACACACCCAGCAACGUCAUACUGAUUGUUCAUCAUGUGAAUUACCAUCGAAAUUCUGCAGACAAUUUGUAUUUCUUUUACCUUAUUGCUCUAUGUUUAAGCAGUCUGAACAGUUGCCUUGAUCCAUUCCUUUACUUCAUGAUGUCCAAAACCAAAGAUAGCAGUGUUUCUCUCACCAUGGUUAAAAUACCCCGGGAUGAAAAGACGUGACACACUUCUGCUGUGGUACUUGAUGAAGUUGUAUAUACAUCAUUUGUUCAUAAAUUUACAAUUUAAGAUAUAUAUUUUUAUAAUGGCAAAACUGAAUAAAUCCGAACUACUUACAUAUGUAUUUUAGGGUUGCAAGGUUUAAUCGAUAUCACUGAGGAGAAAAUUUAACUGAUGGGGAUAGACAUUAAAGACACACAUCUGUGUUUACUUUUUAAACCUAUUUUGGUUCUAUUACAUUACCAUAAUUGGGAAUGAAAAAGAUAUCUACGGGCUUUUCCUCUAGCAAUAAGCACUAAUUUAAAUGUAAAUUACUUUAUAAUUCAUUCACCAUCUCCAGGGCAGUCUCGAGCAGGUCGGCCGCCCUGGCGCUGAGGGGCGGAGAUCGCUCCGGCGCCCCCGCUCUUGCAGGGCGCAGUAUGGUUUCCACGCAGCGCCCUGCCUACCGGCCCCGCGCCCUGGCUCACCGCGCCACCGGGGGUCUACCUAGAGCCGGCCCUGACCAUCUCAAAGAGACACCUAUAUGGAGGUUCUGGUAUUAUGUAUCUUGUUCCAAUUUAGCUAAUUAAACAUUAAUCUGCUGGUGCGCAGAUUAAUCAAACAAAAUUAUCCAACUUGUUGAUCAUCCCAAUGUUUCUCUUUCUAAAACUGAAAAGGCUAGCAAUGGAACACUUAACACAUUACUUUUCCUUAAUCUCAAAAUAUGUCUUAAUUUACAUGCUACAUUUUAGUUGUGUUGUUGCUACUCCCCUGUGGUCAUUUCCUGCACUGCAUUGCUAAACCUGAACAUUACAUUUAUUGCCUAGAAUAGUAUGUUUACAUAAAGCAAGUCCCACUGCACUCGGUACGACCUAAAUUUUGAAUAAAUGUUUCGUAUUUAUUCAUUGGCAUUUGAUAUCAGUUCCGUUACUUUUUUAAGGCUAACAACUCACAAAUGCAUCUUUUUUUUGUAAUACCAGUAUUAUUAUUUUUAAAAGCAACUUUAACAUAGCUGC
Molecule: messenger RNA, 2547 nt
Organism: Zootoca vivipara (common lizard)
Lineage: Eukaryota; Metazoa; Chordata; Lepidosauria; Squamata; Lacertidae
Gene: F2RL2
Product: coagulation factor II thrombin receptor like 2
Biological process (GO): positive regulation of Rho protein signal transduction; blood coagulation; phospholipase C-activating G protein-coupled receptor signaling pathway
Cellular component (GO): plasma membrane
Molecular function (GO): thrombin-activated receptor activity
Source: RefSeq, a predicted model, not a curated record